Messenger RNA from Betta splendens (Siamese fighting fish), 3132 nucleotides. RefSeq names its product mediator of RNA polymerase II transcription subunit 26-like. The record is from RefSeq and is a predicted model, not a curated record. Gene Ontology annotation, biological process: positive regulation of gene expression; regulation of transcription by RNA polymerase II. Gene Ontology annotation, cellular component: nucleus; core mediator complex; mediator complex. Gene Ontology annotation, molecular function: transcription coregulator activity. The coding region runs from base 336 to 2033 and encodes 565 amino acids. The transcript has 3 exons. Lineage: Eukaryota; Metazoa; Chordata; Actinopteri; Anabantiformes; Osphronemidae.
UAUGUGUAUGACGUCGACGUGAUUGACGUCAUGACGCCGGACGCGUAUAAUUUUCCCAUCAUGCUCUAUGCGAGCGCUACACAAAAAAGCCCGAUGAGCGAGCCGAAGAGGAGGAGGCUACCAGCCGAAGGGGGUAGCCGAUUCCAAGGGAGGGUUUUCUGUUCUUCUCUUAUGAAUCUUCAAAUAGUUAACAGCCGGGAGCGGGGGGAAAUAUAACAGCAUCACACAGCACGAUGCCCGCCUCCACAGAGACACAGCCUUCGGUGGUGUGACCGCUGCUUUGGUGGAUUCUGCUGUCUGUGUCCGUCCUGACCGAGCCGCGACACCGCCAGGCGAUGACAGCGGCUCCGGCCACUCCGCAGGUGAUGAGAGACCGGCUCUUGCAGGCCAUCGACGGCCAGAGCAAUCAGAUACGCAACAUGGUGGUAGUUGUAGAAGUGAUCUCCCUUUUAGAGAAAUAUCCCAUCACCAAAGAGGCCCUGGAGGAAACUCGUCUUGGAAAGCUCAUCAACGAUGUCAGGAAGAACACCAAGAAUGAGGAUCUCGCAAAAAGGGCCAAAAAGCUUCUGAGAAACUGGCAGAAGCUAAUUGAGCCCGGAAAGGAUGAGGCACUGUCCAAAAGCCACACUGGGACACCGUGGUCUUCCAAUGGCAGUGCUCAUCCCUGCAUUUCCACUUCAUCUACCACCACACCACCAGGAAAAAUUGGUCCAGAGCUGAAGAACAGAAAUGACUUCAACAACUGCUACUCUCCACAAGUGGAAAAACUGAUCAGCAGGAAGCGUAAGAAUGAUCAGAAGGAGGGACUCUUACCAGCCAAGAUAUCCAAAUCAACUCUUAGUCAUAAGAUAAAAAACCCCAAACAGUUGCCAAUCAGUGGAGUUAGUGCUAGCUGUCAAAAAUUGUUAGAUGGAGAGAUUUCUGAGCCUUUGGAAAAUGACAGACAAAAUAAAAUCCCUGUCAAUCCUGUAAAACCUCAUUCAAGUGCCCAAGGAUACAGCAAGCCUUCCAGCACUGCUGGAGCACUGCUAAAAGCAUCCGCUCUGCAGCAGCAAUCCAAACAGGGACAUGCUGCCUCUGGGGGGCAGUAUCGACCGAGGAGCCCUCGCUGUACUUCACAUAGUCCUCAAAUUCCAAAACGGGAAGCUGUUGUCAAACAAAUUGCACCACAGGCACAGAGUAUGCCCAGCCCCACAGUGAGGCAUGUGGAUGCCUCUGGGCUGGGGCCUUCUUCACUGCCUGCAAAUGUUUUUUUUCAGGGUUUACACACAGACACUUCAUGGACAGUAGAUUUGGACCCAGAAAGCAGUUCUGAGAGCAAGUCUCUUCACAACUCAUCUGUUUUGUCCUGCACUGAUGGAGUCUAUUUGGAACGUGAUGCUGCUGUCAGUUAUACAGGGAAAAGGAAAAAACAGAAAAAUAGGCCUAAAGACUAUGUGGCCAAAUUGAAGGGACAGACUGUAGAAGACUGUAUUAAACCAGUCCGAUUAAAAGACAGGAGACUGACAUUUAACCCUGUAACAGGGCAGAUUAAACCAUUAUUUCAAAAGGAGUCUUCCCAGGAGGGGGAUGUCAGGCUGGACCGACCUGAACCUCAGUGUUCAGAACAGCUGAAGCAAAAUUCCACUGUUCCUCCCAGUCCGUUCCAACAGACUGAUUGGAAGGAACUGUCAAGGAGUGAAAUCAUCCAGUCAUACCUCAGCCAGCAAAGCAAUGUGCUGACAUCGUCAGGCGCACACACCCCCGGUGCACACUUUUUCAUGACAGAGUUCUUGAAAAAAGAGGAACACCAAAGUAUAGACACCACAAAAAGGCAUGUGCUGGCACCAGAGCAACCAGUUAAAGAUUUACCAGGGGUUAACAAAGUGGUGACCAGUGACGACCUAAACAGAUUACACACACAACACUGGUCUGGGGUUAAUGGUUGCUAUGACACAAAGGGUAACUGGUAUGACUGGUUGGAGUGCAUCUCCUUAGACCCACAUGGAGAUGAGAGUAGACUGAACAUACUGCCGUACGUAUGUUUGGACUGAAACCAAGGACUGGUACAUGAACUGGAAGGUAACGUACAUGCUGCCAUGAAUAGUACAGCUGAGCAGCUCUACAAAUGUGAAUGCUUCUUCAAAUUGUUUCCCCUGUGGGUGAAAAUAGAAUAAAUAUUCUACCUGGUUAAGCCUAUGCUAGAGAAAAUGAUGUUUAUCUGUUGUGACAGUGGCAUGAAGGGAUAAGACUAUGCAUUAUCUGCCUGUUCAGUAGCUGUACACAGUCAAUACAUUUUUACAUUUUAUUCAUCUGAUGUUAUUUUCAGCAUCCAAUCAGACUUAGUUUAGUGCAUUUGUUUUUUCUUUGUUUAAAUUUUAGUUAAAUUGUUAUAUUACUAGAAUAUGUGAGCCAGACGGACACAUUUGUAAUUAACACCCAACAGAUAAACAGACAUACCAGUCAGGUUCUCUGUAUUCUCACUUAUUUCUCCUUGUAUGACUGCCUCGCACAGUGAGAUGUAGGAUACAAAAAAUCGACAUUUUGUUAUAAAAUAAUUUUAUGGUCAAUAAAGUGACAUGAAACUGCCAGAUGUUACUAUGCAGUUUGAAAUUAGAGAGUGACGAACCUAAUAGAUGUCGGGAAGUGACUGUAAUGUCUAUUUUUUAUAUUUUAAAAUUUGUGAACGUAUUUGAACUACGACAACUCACGUCUUAUUAUUUAGCGUUGGCUCAGUAGUCCAGCUGUGAUUUUUUUCCAGGCUUUCCCAGCUGGUACCAGUCUAAUUUAUGUAAUAAUGCUCUAAAAUGACAUUUUGAUAUAUGUAUGAUACAUGAGCAAAUUUUAUUUUAUAGUUGCCUUUUCCCUUUACUGUAUUUAAGGUUGUGAAAUAUGAAUUGAAGAAUCAGUGCAGAUUAUCCUGUUGCACCUAUGUACCUUCAAGGACUCGCAGAUGUAAUUGAUAUGCUGGACUAAGUACUUAAUAUUAUUCCUUUAGAAAUUGUUUGCCUUAUGGAAACCUGUGUUUUCCCUUAAGACAGAGCCUUAGUGGAUGUACAGGAAUCUUCUGUGUUUGUACUCAGAGCAGAAACAAUUUACUACUUAGUCCUUUAAAUGGGCUUAUUAAUGUGUUAAUAAAAAGUAUCAAUUGUU